AUGCCGUUCCAACAGCGUACCAAGAAGAAUAACAAUAAGAAAGAUGGACGAAAAAGGACGACGUCCACGGUUUCGACCACACAGGCUGGCCCUGUCGAGACUACCGAGCAAUCCAAGCAAUCACUCAAGACUUCCGAUCCCUCACCCACAGAGCCGGCGAACAAGACCCCCAAUGUCUUCGAGUUCCUCGACGAUAACGAUGAGUCGUCUUCAGAAUCGGAAGAGGAAGGAACGCAAGCCCUCACCAAGAUUCAAUCUCCUAAACCCCGAACAAGUCCCGUGGCACAUGGUUUAUUGAAGUCGAGCGGAGGCCAUAACCCACAAAGUUCCUUUGGCUCAAGAAGUUCGAGUGACUCGCGCCGGUCAUCGGGUACUGCUGCGACUUCGACAUCAGAGAAUCAGUUGCAGCUGGCGCGGAAGUCUACAGCCGCACAAUCAAAGUCCCUCCCAGCCAAGGCCAAUGCAUCGUCGUCCGGCAACCGUCAAUUGGAAAUCACUCGACCAGAAAGUUACUACACACAGGACAUGCAUAGAUCACCCCUGCCGCCGUCUCCACCCAGCAGCCCGGAAGACAGUCUUCACCGCGAUGCGCUCACAAACAGGCGGAGCAGCACCUCCCAAGGACCAUCGGGCUAUGGACUUGUGGCAUCCCAUCUCACCCAGCCCGUCGCGGAGGAGAAAACCGGAUUUCCGCCGCUGUACCGGCGCUUUGAGAACCUGAACCAUCGCGUUUUGCUACAUCUGCAGGACGAGAUCGCACAGAUGGAAGAGGAUCUGCAAUCCCUCGACGAGUACGACGAACUGCAUCGUUCCGCCACCGCCGAGGAGGAAGGUACAAAGGUUAUGCCUGCUUCCCGGCGGAUGGAUGUCAAGCACCAGGUGUACUCGUCCCUGCACUAUCGACGCAUGGACCUAAUGUCUAAUCUGAUACAAAAGACUGAGCAAUACAACAACGCCCUCAGCGCAUACAGCAAAGUCGCACAGACUCUCCCCCGCGCCUCAGAAACCGAUAUCCACAGGUACCGGGCCUGGAUGAAAGAACACAACCCCGUCGCCGCCUCCGAGACCAAGUUCCUGGACCAUGACGCCGACCUCGUCUCGCUGACCCCGCGCCUGGCCGCUUCCGCCGCCGCGGCACCAGUGUAUAUGGCCAUUAUCAUCGGCGCCGGCGCGAUAUUGCUCCCGCUGCUGGCAUUCAGCAUGAUCGCUGAGUUCUCGGGCCGACUCGUCGUCGUGACUGUCGUGGGCGGCGCGGCGGCUGCUAUUGCGGCGAGUUACUCCGCUGGGAUCGAGACGUUGGUUGAUUCGAGGGAUGGCUGGCGGUGUGCGACAUUGUACUUUGGUUUCAUGACUGUCGCAGCCAUGUUUAUCCCCUAA
This is a messenger RNA of Penicillium riverlandense, 1377 nucleotides long. RefSeq lists its product as uncharacterized. Lineage: Eukaryota; Fungi; Ascomycota; Eurotiomycetes; Eurotiales; Aspergillaceae. Bases 1 to 1377 code for a protein of 458 amino acids. The record is from RefSeq and is a predicted model, not a curated record. The transcript has 3 exons.